GUCGCAUGAUGAAUACACGAAGAAGUGAACCAAUGGAGAGAGUUAAAAAUGUUCUCUCUCCGAUUGCGAAGUCUGAGAUAAAUCUCCGCAAAUCCACUUAUAAGACGGUGCCAAAAGCAACGGCGACGAUGCAAAAGAUUACGCAAAAUUCAACGGAGUCAAAGACACCAGAGUCAACUAAAUACGACGGCGACAAUACGACAAUGCAAAGAGCUAGUGUUUCAGAGUCGAUGUCAUCAGGGGCAACGACGUAUGAAAUAAAGGAAAAUAUACAUACAAAUAUGAAAAGAAUUAAUCAAGUCGUGCGUCGGGAAGUCGCCAAGGAAAGGAAGAAAUUAAAAAAAGAAGAAUAUCAAAGACGCAAAGCGCAAUACAGGACACGUAUUCCUGCACCACCUGUGUAUGUGGCACCAUCGCCAAUACCAUCGUUUUACGUACCGAGUUACGCACCAUCGGCUUAUGCAGCGCCGUUUAUGUGCGCACCACCGCCUUUUGCUGCACUGGCUCACCCACAACCACCGCCUUACGGAGCACCGACUCAUCCGCAACCACCGCCUUACGGAACGCCUUCGAACGUAAUAUUUUCUUCUCCUUACGCGCAUAUUACUGCCAUAUGUUGGGUAGCAGAGUCCGCAUCGGUGGAACUUUUAAAUCUACGCCGAUGGGUGCUGGGACUGUCACUCUUGGGUGGCAGAGUCCGCAUCGGUGGAACUUUUAAAACUACGCCGAUCUUCGGCACUCCUAUGGGUUCUCCGCUGUCACCUAUUCUGGCUGAUAUGGUGAUGGAUGAUCUUGAGACACAAUGCUUAGACUCAUUGGAUUUUACUGUUCUCACUUACUAUAGAUUUAUAGACGAUGUUUUUGCAAUAGUGCCACGUAAGGGAAUGGAAAAAAUUUUAAUGAAUUUUAAUAAUUACCAUGAGCGAUUGAGAUUCACUUACGAGAUGGAAGUUCCCAGAUAG
This is a messenger RNA of Camponotus floridanus (Florida carpenter ant), 962 nucleotides long. RefSeq lists its product as uncharacterized. Bases 6 to 962 code for a protein of 318 amino acids. The record is from RefSeq and is a predicted model, not a curated record. Lineage: Eukaryota; Metazoa; Arthropoda; Insecta; Hymenoptera; Formicidae. The transcript is spliced from 5 exons.